CAAAAGCCAGAGGUGCAAGAAGCAGCAACUGCAGCAGGCAGCAGCAGCAGCAGCAGCAGCAGCGGAGACCGUGUUGGCAGCAGGGUCCGCAGGAGCAGCAUCAGCAGCAACAAAAAAAAAUCCUCAUCAAAUCCUCACCUAAGCUUUCAGUAUAUCCAGAUCCACAUCUUCACUCAAGCCGGGAGAGGGAGAGAGGAAAGGGGGGGAGGAAAAAAAAAAAAAAAAAAACCUAACAACUUAGCGGAAACUUCUCAGAGAAUGCUCCAAAACUCAGCAGUGCUUCUGGUGCUGGUGAUCAGUGCUGCUGCAAGCCAUGAGGCGGAGCAGAAUGACUCUGUGAGCCCCAGGAAAUCCCGGGUGGCAGCUCAGAACUCAGCUGAAGUGGUUCGCUGCCUCAACAGUGCUCUGCAGGUUGGCUGUGGGGCUUUUGCAUGCCUGGAAAACUCCACGUGUGACACAGAUGGGAUGUACGACAUCUGUAAAUCCUUCUUGUACAGCGCUGCUAAAUUUGACACUCAGGGAAAAGCAUUUGUCAAAGAGAGCUUAAAGUGCAUUGCCAACGGGGUCACCUCCAAGGUCUUCCUGGCCAUUCGGAGGUGCUCCACUUUCCAGAGGAUGAUUGCUGAGGUGCAGGAAGAGUGCUACAGCAAGCUGAAUGUGUGCAGUGUCGCCAAGCGGAACCCCGAAGCCAUCACUGAGGUUGUGCAGCUGCCCAAUCACUUCUCCAACAGAUAUUAUAACAGACUUGUCCGAAGCCUACUGGAAUGUGACGAAGACACCGUUAGCUCAAUCAGAGAUAGCCUGAUGGAGAAAAUUGGGCCCAACAUGGCCAGCCUCUUCCACAUCCUGCAGACGGACCACUGUGCCCAAACACACCCCAGAGCUGACUUCAACAGGAGGCGCACCAGUGAGCCGCAGAAGCUGAAAGUCCUCCUCAGGAACCUCCGAGGUGAGGGGGACUCUCCCUCCCACAUCAAACGCACUUCCCAUGAGAGUGCGUAACCAGGGAGAAGUGUUCACAACCUCACCAAACUAGUAUCAUUUUAGGGGUGUUGACACACCAACUUUGAGUGUACUGUGCCUGGUUUGACUUUUUAUUUUUAAGUAGUUCCUAUUUUCUAUCCCCCCUUAAAGAAAAUUGCAUGAAACUAGGCUUCUGUAAUCAAUAUCCCAACAUUCUGCCAUGAGAGCAUCCCCACACACCAAAUCCACACCACCAUCCCGCCUCUCCGCAGAACAUACCCUCUCCCAUCACCUUCCUCCAUCCACGUCUCUUCCCAGCUCCCCUCCAACUGACUCCAACACAAAACGUUCAUGUAACUGCCCCAUCAUUGUAAUUGGGAGAUGUGGAGCCCUUUAGAAUGGUUGCCCCAGUAGAGUUAGCUGAUACGAAACAACUUUAUUUAAAUGCAUGUCUUAAAUGCUCAUAAAGAUGUUAAAUGGAAUUCGUGUUAUGAAUCUGUGCUGGCCAUGGACGAAUAUGAAUGUCAUGUUUGAAUUCUUGAUCUCUAAUGAGCUAGUGUCUUAUGGUCUCGAUCCUCCAAUGUCUAAUUUCCUUUCCGAUACAUUUACCAAAUUGCUUGAGCCUGGCUCUCCAACCAGGCUUUGAGCCUGCAUCUUCUUGCAUCUAAUGAAAAACAAAAAGCUAACAUCUUUAUGUACUGUAACUGCUCAGAGCUUUAAAAGUAUCUUUAACAAUUGUCUUAAAACCAGAGAAUCUUAAGGUCUAACUGUGGAAUAUAAAUAGCUGAAAACUAAUGUACUGUACAUAAAUUCCAGAGGACUCUGCUUAAACAAAGCAGUAUAUAAUAACUUUAUUGCAUAUAGAUUUAGUUUUGUAACUUAGCUUUAUUUUUCUUUUCCUGGGAAUGGAAUAACUAUCUCACUUCCAGAUAUCCACAUAAAUGCUCCUUGUGGCCUUUUUUAUAACUAAGGGGGUAGAAGUAGUUUUAACUCAACAUCGAAACUUAAGAUGGGCCUAUAUGAGAUAGGAAAAGCCAACAGGUUUAUCUGAAGGACCCCAGGUCAGAUGUUAAUCUCCCAGCCCACCUCAACCCAGAGGCUACACUUGACUUAGAUAUAACCUGAAACAGCUCUGUCACAUCCAACUGGUAAUUUCAGGAACCAAAAAGAGCAUCCCUUCGGGCUUGGACCACUUGGUGUGAUAAAGCCAACUGUACCUUGGGAAGGGGCAGUUCUUGACUCCCCACCUUUCAUCAGUGCCUAGCAUUCUGGCAAAGAUGCUGGGGUGGGAGAUCUCCCACUGAAGCAAUCAGGGAUGAGUCAACCAGCCUUUGGGUCUUUAGUCCGGGGAACUUGGGGCUGAGGGGGUGUAAAUAACCCUGGGCUGUCCAGCCUUAAUAGACUCCUCUUACAUUUUUGUCCUGUAGCACGCUGCCUGCCAAAGUAGUCCUGGCAGCUAAACCAUCUCUGUAGGAUCGUUAAAAAAA
Marmota flaviventris (yellow-bellied marmot) is the source of this 2450-nucleotide messenger RNA. RefSeq names its product stanniocalcin 1 (gene Stc1). Gene Ontology annotation, cellular component: extracellular region. Gene Ontology annotation, biological process: intracellular calcium ion homeostasis. Lineage: Eukaryota; Metazoa; Chordata; Mammalia; Rodentia; Sciuridae. Gene Ontology annotation, molecular function: hormone activity. The record is from RefSeq and is a predicted model, not a curated record.